Anopheles darlingi is the source of this 1603-nucleotide messenger RNA. It is a transcript of the gene Pmi, whose product is annotated as transmembrane protein 11 homolog, mitochondrial. Gene Ontology annotation, cellular component: mitochondrial inner membrane. Gene Ontology annotation, biological process: inner mitochondrial membrane organization. The record is from RefSeq and is a predicted model, not a curated record. The transcript has 5 exons. Bases 416 to 958 code for a protein of 180 amino acids. Lineage: Eukaryota; Metazoa; Arthropoda; Insecta; Diptera; Culicidae.
UAUCAAUCUUUCGGCGUUCUCUUCUCGAGGGAAAUAGAAAACAAAAAGUUCGCACAGAUUAUUGGCCGGAAAAUGCAGAGUGAUAAAGUAACCGGUGGAAGAACUUGACCCAGUUCUGCUACUAACCCAACGAACACGCAUCACCCUAACUUGGGUAACUUCGUAGCCGCCCAACUUGACCCACAACAGUCGCCACCGGAGAACAGAACCAACAGCUAUCGUGUUUCGCGUGCAUGUACCAUAACCGGGUCCGUUCAUCCGAGAGUGAUCUUUGCUAGCUCUUCUGCUCCUGCGAGGAAUAGAUAGGAGUUUGAUAGAGUGUAGUCGGCCCAAUCGCUUUCAUCGGUACUUAGUUUAGCGGAGAUCGCUGUUCGCCCUUACCGUGGGAGUAAGCAAAGUCAUCUUUCUGCAUAAUAUGUCUGAUCCCGCCAAUCCUACGAAGCGAUUAAGCCCCAUAGACGAGCUCAUAUCUCCCUCGGUGCGUGUGAUCCGCGAGGUGUAUGAAGGCGAAAAUGCACAUGAAAUGUUCCAGACCGAUCUCAAUACAGCGUUGGACAAAAAAAUCCGCUUCAUCAUCAUCGAACCGACCCGAUUAGGUGAGGAAACGGAACGAUGGAUUUCAGUAGGCAAUUGCUUACACAAGACGUCGCUAAUGAGCGGUGCAGCAUCGAUAGCGAUCGGUCUAGCAUGGAAAUCCGACAUAUUUUGCUAUUCGUUCUGCGCCGCAUCUGUGUUUUGCACUAGCCUAUACAGCAUUUGCUGGGCCUGCGAUCCGUGUGUAGAAUAUCAGGUUGAGCGAAAGCGAAAGAAUCUGAUGAAAAUUCCAAUCCCUGAAGGAGCUUCUACACCAGUAGUGCUGGUGCACACCGGUAACAGAUUGGUGAUGUUCAGCCAUCGGUUAGUGACCGUGCUCGCUACCUCGUUCUGUGCUUGGAAGUUAUACCAAGCAUUGAAGUAGGCAAGUAGACGAAUAGAAGACCCUCUGCCAAAAAGAAAAACAAAACCACACAAUCCAGCAUCCAUCGGAUUUCCUUGCCGGGCGGUACGGUUCGGUUUGGCCAUGUUUUUAGCUCAAUAUGUCCCACCCACACUGCCUCCUUUGCAGAACGACGAACCUCAAGACAUUAAACGAGAGAUACACAACCGCCGAAACCACCUCCUAAUCCAUUUUGCGUUUGUGUAGCAGGCAAUAGGUUUAACGGAAUAUCCUGCGUGCGAGUGCAACCAACGUAAAAUGGAGAUCGACACGUCGAUAGCAUUUGAGAGCUUCGGUGUAGUGUCGGCAUUUGAAGAUUUCCCGGACCCGUUAGUUUCGUCAGUCCGUUUACUUGAUUUGCAGCAUUUGCGACUUAUGAUUGUAGCGAAAGUGGCUCAGCACGAGAGAAUGAUGGGAAGUCCACUGUACAGGAGAAAAGAGACGGUUUUGUUAACUUUAUUUAUCGUUUGGACGAAACCCUGUUCCGGGUCUAAACUGUUGAUUUUUUUUUCCAAUGGCUGGCAUUUGAAAAUCAUUUAGGACUGUAGCGGCUGUGCUUGUUAAAUGUAAAAUUUAAAGACGCGCUCGAAUGUUCCAUCAAACGUAGGGUGGUGGGUGGGGAGUAUG